Messenger RNA from Bactrocera oleae (olive fruit fly), 2156 nucleotides. RefSeq names its product lateral muscles scarcer (gene lms). Lineage: Eukaryota; Metazoa; Arthropoda; Insecta; Diptera; Tephritidae. Gene Ontology annotation, cellular component: nucleus. The record is from RefSeq and is a predicted model, not a curated record. Gene Ontology annotation, biological process: central nervous system development; neuron differentiation; regulation of transcription by RNA polymerase II. Gene Ontology annotation, molecular function: DNA-binding transcription factor activity, RNA polymerase II-specific; RNA polymerase II cis-regulatory region sequence-specific DNA binding.
AGCGUCAAUCCAUGAAGGAUGUGUAUAGCGCUUUUCGCUUGAUCGCUUGUACGUAUUUCGGUGUUUAAUUCACACUUUAUUUACUCAAUAAUAAUAAUAAUAUUUGGAACGUUCCAGUACUUAUAAGAAAAUGGAUACGCGUUCGGCCGUUCGUUGUUUUCAGAAUAAUUUUUCAAUUGAUAAUAUAUUAUCGAAACCAAAUACAGGCAAAUGUAGUGAAUAUUUUUCGGCGUUAAGUGAUUCGAAUAAAAAUGCCCCAGAACCUGUGACACAAUGUAAAAAUGUUGAACAUUUAGAAGUUGAAAGUGAGAUCAAUAUUGAAGUGCAAUCACGAGUAGAAUUAUUAACAUCAAGCCCGGUGUCGAGCUGCACAGGAGACGGCAUAGAAGAUUCGAAAAGUGAUGUUGCAUCUGAAGAUGGCAGUAACAUUAAUGACGAUCGUAAAAAGCGACCACGAACCGCUUUCUCAGCAUCUCAGAUUAAAACCUUAGAAACGGAAUUCGAGCGAGGCAAAUAUCUCUCUGUCGCCAAGAGAACAUCAUUAGCUAAACAGUUACAUUUAACCGAAACGCAGAUCAAAAUUUGGUUUCAAAAUCGACGCACUAAAUGGAAACGGAAAUACACGGCUGAUGUUGAAUCGCUCGCCUCCCAUUACUAUGCACAAUUAGGCAUUGGUGGUCUAGCCCGCCCAAUGGUGGUCGGUGACCGCCUCUGGCUCUUUAGCCAAACACCGUCUGGUCCCACACCAUUUCAGUCGAUCAUGUUAAACGGCGGUGUAACAUCGACUUCGAUGGCAGCUAAGAUGCGUCCUUACAGCACAAAUUUACCAUCCACAUCCAGUGGUUCUGCGACUCCGGCUCUAAUGCCGCCAUUGCCAGUGAUUGAGAGUGCGCGAAACGCUAUAUUAGCGCGAGGGCAACCGCUGAAUUUCGCCCUACCCUACAGUUUGGCAACCGCAGCCACUACAGGUGCUAAAAGCACAGAUAAUAACGUUAACGGACCACCGCAGUUGGGGUCCCCAGCCAAGCACUACAGAGCGUCGGGUGAGUUUGUGGAUCGCUUCUUGGAGUAUAACACUCUUCCAAUGACUCUAGUCAAUGUUAACUCAUACUGCCACAACGAAAAUUUAUUAACAAAUAACUCUACACAUGACACUUACUUAGCGUUAAAAUAUGGUGCGAUACCACUAGAAGAUGAUCCAACGACCUCGAACGGCUUGGCCGAGCUUGAACGAGUCUUUGGCGAUACUAACGCCAACUUCUUGCAAAAGAGAAUCAACGACGCCAAUUUGAAUGGAAGUGAAAAAUUGGGCUCAUCACGCAAUCCAAGAAACCACUUGAUGCCAUUCUUUUCGGACUCCGACUGCAGCGAUAUAGAUUGUGAACAAAUCGAUGAACCUGACGACGUUUAAAUUUUCUUACAAAAUGUAAAUAUUUAUAGAGGUUUAUACCUAAUAAUAGAGGACAAUUGUUUUAUUAAAUAUCAUAUGGAAUACUACAGUUAGCUCUAUCAAAAAAAUUUCAUACUGGGCACAAUAAAUUAAUUAAUUUACUUUUACUCAAAUAAGAGAAGAACAAUGUUAACCAAUAUGCACCAUUUAUAUAAAUAUUGAACUCUCCAUAGAUUUAAAUUGGAAAAUAUUUAUCUAUAUUAGAAUGUUUAGUGGACUCGUUACUUGAAGUUACGAGUUUGGGUAAAUUGAAGCAUCACGACGUUUGUAUAAAAAUUAUGUCAACUAUCAACUAAAUGCAAAUCAUUCGUAUACAAAUCACAACAGUUCCUUACUUGGUAAAUAGGAAACAAUACAAAUGCGCACAUAUUUAACAGAAAAUCUUAUUUUUUUUUUUAUUUGGAAACUUUUUAUCAAUGUACACAUGUAUAUAUAUGUAUAACUUAAAGGUCAAUCACACAAAAAUUGAACAAAAAGCAAUGUUUACAUUAGCUAUUUGAUGGAGAACACAUUAAAUAGAACUAAUGUACGUAACCAAAUGAGAGAAAAUAUUUCUCUAAGGAAUUUACAGCGUUUUGCUAACGCUUACAAAAGUAAUAGUGUGUAAAUAGUUUUUUUUUUAUAUUACAUAUGUAUCUUCAAUAUCUUUAUGUAUAUAGUUCUAGCUUCAUUAAUAUAUAAAUAAAUACAACAAAGUCAAAAUUUA